Messenger RNA from Cheilinus undulatus (humphead wrasse), 1356 nucleotides. RefSeq names its product inward rectifier potassium channel 16-like. Gene Ontology annotation, molecular function: inward rectifier potassium channel activity. The record is from RefSeq and is a predicted model, not a curated record. Gene Ontology annotation, biological process: potassium ion import across plasma membrane; regulation of monoatomic ion transmembrane transport. Gene Ontology annotation, cellular component: plasma membrane. The transcript has 2 exons. Bases 127 to 1275 code for a protein of 382 amino acids. NCBI's taxonomy places the organism in Eukaryota, Metazoa, Chordata, Actinopteri, Labriformes, Labridae.
GACUUUGCAGCCAGUCGAACACAGAGGUUACUUUUAUUGUGGCGACAUAUCGCUGAAGGCUUGGCAGAUCUGAUGGGCUUCUGAUUUCUACUCUGCAAGUGACUGAGCGGUAAAGCCCUGGUCAAAAUGAGCUCGCAAGCAGGCGAGGAUACUGUCAUUGAUACUUACUACACCACAGUCCACACGCUGGGCAAGCAAGAUGAGGGCAGGCGGCUCCGCUACAUGCAGAAAGACGGCCGCUUCCCUGUGGUUUUCCAGAAGGCUCCUGGAGACUGGAGCCCUUACCUCAUGGACAUCUUCACCACUCUCAUUGAAGUCCGCUGGAGGGUGAUGUUCCUCAUCUUCUCCCUCUCUUACAUCCUCUCUUGGCUCUUCUUCGGCCUCUGCUAUUGGCUCAUUGCAUAUGUACACGGAGACACAAACGAUUUAGAUAAUGCACCAUGCGUGGACAACGUGCGUGGCUUCACUGGGGCGUUUCUGUACUCGAUGGAGACCCAAGCGACCAUUGGCUACGGCAACAGGGGGAUGACUGAGAAUUGCAUGGUGGCCAUUAUUGUUGUGACUAUUCAAGAUGUGUUCAGCUGCCUCCUUGACACCAUUGUCAUCGGUAUCAUUAUUACUAAAAUGGCGUCUGCUCGUAAGAGAGCUCAAACAGUUGGCUUUAGCAACUGUGCAGUGGUCAACCUACGAGACGGGGUUUUGUGCCUGUCAUGGCGACUCGGAGACUUCAGAGGGAACCACAUCCUGGAUGGUGUUGCCAGGGCUAUGAUAGUCCGCUAUGUGAAAAAGCCCCAGGGAUCCAUCGUGAUGUUGUACCAGGAUUUGGACAUCCAGGAUCGAGACGUUGUCCUGGCUACACCAGCCACCAUCAUCCACAAGCUGGAGCCUGGGAGUCCCCUCUACAGUUUGGGCCCUGACGCCCUGCAGGAGGACAACUUUGAGCUGGUGGUGUCUUUCACCUACACUGGAGACUCGACAGGGAUGCUGCACCAGACGAGAACCUGCUACAAACCAGCUGACAUCCGCUGGGGUCAGCGCUUCGAGGACAUGCUUAAAGUUGGGAAGAAGCACUACAAGGUGGACUACUCUCGCUUCAAUGAGACCACGUGGGUGGAGGUGCCUCAGGUUAGCGCGGAGGAGUUUGACAGAGUGGGACGUCCUGUAGAUGGGAAUCAGUCUCACAGUGGUCUCUUUCCAUCAGGGAAGAGAAACGGACUAACAAGCCACAUGAAUCAUGACACCACUGGGGAGGUGAUGCACCAAACCAGUUUGUAGAUUAAAAAUAAAGAAAUAAAUUGUCAAAGCUGUGAAAAAGAGUGGACCCUUACAAGAUUAAGGAAUAUAGCCAUGCAGUAC